AUUCUCUCUCUCUCUCUCUCUCUAUCUCUCUCUUUCUCUCUCUCCCGCCCCCCUGCCCCCACUCAAACUCUCCCUCUCCCACUCUUUGGAUUUUCGUAGUCGUCUUUAGCCCGCUUGACCCUAACCGGUAAAUUUACAACGUUGCGAACGCGUGCAUCUCUCGAGAAAGAAGGAGGUGGAGGUGGAGGAGGAGAAGAAGAAGGAGGAGGAGGACGACGACGACGACGACGACGACGACGACGACGACGACGACGACGACGACGACGAAGAGUGGGAGGAAAGGGAAAAGGGGGAAGCUUGCACCACACGCACACGAAUACGCAAGACUUGCUCCGGAGGGACGACGAGGAGGAUGACGAAGAAGCGGAGUGUAGUAGGGAGAGGAGGAGGGAAGGUUGUCGAAGGGAGGGUGUCUCCCGCCACUGUACGCUCGCUUAUGUCUCCCCACCAUUCGUUUGCUCGGUCACGCGGUUGCGCGCGCACGAGUUCGCGCGUACGAAUGGUGGGGAUAGAGGGAAACGUGCGGCCGCUGAAGUUGCUGCGAAACGAAAGCACAGAAUCAUUACACCGCCAGACCUCGAGGAGAGUAGACGCGUUUGAAGUUACUCAGGCUCAGUCGAGAUCUCGUGCUUCAUCCAUCACAACCCCAAUAGUAGACGACGUUCGUACAAUCGGAUACGAUAUUUCGUGUUUCUCGAGACCGUUUUGUUUUUUUUUUUUUCUACCAUCGUAACAUCGUAGUUCUCUACUGUAGAGUAUAUACAUACAUAUAUAUGUAUAUAUAUAUAAACAAAUAUAUAUAUAUAUAUGUAUAUAUACAUAUAAAAAAAAUUUAUGAUUCAUAGUAAAUUGCGGUACGACGAUACGUGUGCGCAGUUGUUUGUUCGUUGAAAAAAAAAAACGCGUGUGAAUUUUACGAAGACGUGAAAAAAAGAGUCUUGAUCUAGAGAAAAGUAAAAAAGACGAAAAAAAAAGACAGAAAAAGAACGAGAGCGAGAGGAAGAGAGAGAGAGAGAGAGAGAGAGGGCGAGAGAGUGAGAGAGAGGGGUAGGAGAGGAAGAAGGACAAGUAGUUUUUUUUUUUCUUCUUCGAUCAACGACACCGACGAAGAGAGAGAAAGAGAGAGAGAGAGAGAGAGAGAGAGAGAGAGAGAGAGAGAGAAGAGAAAGAGAAAGGAAGAGACAGUUACUAGCUAACUAUCUUGUUGACUUGUGCGCGUGUUGGUGCAAAUAGUAGAUCAAUCCUACGUCCCUUGGAGUGCAGUCGCAAAAAGAGACGCUCAUAUAAAGAAAGAUAACUGAGAGUUUUUAACGUCGAGCCUUCUCCGUUACGGGUAUCGUGAGUUUUUUUUUCACAUCUUGUGUAUCGUGCAACAACGAAUUAUCGUUGGUUCCCGUUGUUCCUCUUGUCUCGUUCGUCUUAUGCUCGUUACUAUUGCUAUAAAGAAGAUACACACUCAAAGAAAAUAGAAGGAAGUCGUGUGUACGUUUCACGGUUACGCGCUAACGCGCGUGCCGUACAUAUAAGAUAAACAGAGAGAAAGAGAGAAUUAAUCGGCAAAAAUUUUGUCGCACCGUGAUUGAUAGACAUUCAUGCUCGCAAAUAUUCGUCGUGCGUGAUAAAUAUAAAAGAAGAAAAUUAACGAUACAGAAAGAAAGAGAAAGAGAGACACUUUCUUUUCUAUCUCGUCGUGUUAAAUCCCAGCACCUAUGGAAAGUGAUCCAUUUGAGGAUCCACCUUACGGACGUUUUAGACGUCGAAUUUGAGUAAGACGGACGAAAAGAGUGAGAAACAGACAAUAAGGGAAGAGAGUUUACGAAAGACAUACACUUUUUGGCUCGGAUAUCGUUAAUUAUCAUCCUUAUCGUUUUACAAUUUGUUUGCUUCUUGUCAGCGCGAAUUUGAGAAGUAUAAUAUAAAGAGGAAAAGAGAAAGAAAAGAGCGAAAGAGCGAAGAGAGACAGACAGAGAGAGAGAGAAAGAGAGAGAGAGAGAGAGAGAGUGAAAGGGAGAAGACAUUCAGCAUUGAAAAAGUUUAGAGGAGUUCUAAAGAGAAAUUCUAUUAUAAAUAAAUAACAAGAAGAAAUUAAAAAGAAAAAAAAAAAAAAAAAAAAGAUGGCGAUACCGUUCGUGCAACCGACCGAAGAGGAUCAGGAGUUAUCAAAUCAACAACUUCAAAUUAUGAUGGCUCUCUACAUGGCAUUGCAACAGGUCCUACGGAGCAGAUCGUUUCGUCACUCAUCAAGGAAUCAUCAGCCUCGUCGUCAAGGAAAUACAGUAGGUUCUCGAGAACACGGAUUGGUCCUGUUGGAUCAAGAUAUUGCCGGAUUACCGUUACCAGAUUUAGUAUCAUCAGCGAUGCAACAAUUGCCACCUCCAUCGCCACAGGUUACGGUUUCCGCGCCUACCAGUCCAACGAGGGAUGCUACCUUUCAAUUUCCAGAAUGCAGUGGCACCAACAACGUAGCCGCCGCUGCGGCCGCCGCAGCCGCUGCUUCAUAUGCUAAUGUUGCUAGAAACAACAAUUAUGAGAAUGAGGAUGAGGAAGGGGCACCGGUCCCAACUCCAAGGCCACGGCCACGAAGACGCAGACCAAUAAAUGUUCGUGUCCCUUCGAAAAAGACAUCGCUCACGCUUGAGCCAGCUUGCAAUGGUGACAGCACUUGUUGUGAACAUCCUGGUCACGCUUUGCGUAAUGGACAAUGGUGGAUUAGUAUUGGAGCCAACCUCAGAAACAUAGCCGACGAUUUCCAGGCGUCCAAAACAAAGAACGCCGAACUGGAGAACUCACGACUGUCGUUGGUGACUUCCGGUUUCCCAAGCAACACAAAUGGCAACAGCCUACCCACCGAGGAUAUAUUACGUUCCAUGAUCCCAGCGUCUAUAAGAGAGACGACGUUAUGGGUGACAGUGGCUCUCUACCUCGGUUGGAGGCUUGUCUCUCGUCUACGAUAAAUCCAUGAGCUUUCGCCUCGCCGCAUCAUCCCGAGCAUCAUCGCAUUGAGAAGAGAGGACCAUCGUUUAGGAAGAGAAGAAAAAGA
Vespa mandarinia (Asian giant hornet) is the source of this 3040-nucleotide messenger RNA. RefSeq lists its product as uncharacterized. The record is from RefSeq and is a predicted model, not a curated record. Lineage: Eukaryota; Metazoa; Arthropoda; Insecta; Hymenoptera; Vespidae.